Messenger RNA from Actinia tenebrosa (Australian red waratah sea anemone), 1669 nucleotides. Its product is annotated as dnaJ homolog subfamily C member 9. Gene Ontology annotation, molecular function: heat shock protein binding. The record is from RefSeq and is a predicted model, not a curated record. Lineage: Eukaryota; Metazoa; Cnidaria; Anthozoa; Actiniaria; Actiniidae. Gene Ontology annotation, cellular component: nucleus; cytoplasm.
UCGAGUCGCCAUUUCAAAGAAUUUCAGUAGUAAACCUCUAGGAUUUGUGGCCGAAAAUGUCGUUUCUAGAAAAUCUAAAAGAACUGUUUGGCACUGAAAGUCUUUACGAAGUCCUUUGUCUUGAGAAAUCCGCGUCUGAUUCCGAAGUUAAGCGAGCUUAUCGUAAGCUUUCUUUGAAAGUUCAUCCUGAUCGAGCCGAGGAGAAGGACAGACCAACUGCAACUAAAAAGUUUCAAUGUCUAAGUAAAAUUUACACAGUCUUAUCUGAUAAGGAGAAGCGAGCUUUGUAUGACGAGAGUGGAGAGAUCGAUGAUGAAGUUGUACAACAAGAACGAGACUGGGAUGCAUAUUGGAGACUUUUGUUCAAGAAAAUUACUUUAGAAGAUAUCAAAGAGUUCGAAGAGAAAUACAAGGGUUCCGAUGAGGAAGUAAAUGAUUUGAAAUCUGCUUACAUGGAUUAUGAGGGUGAUAUGGACCAGAUUAUGGAGAACGUUCUUUGCUCUACCGCUGAAGACGAGGAUAGGUUCAAGGACAUUCUCGGGGAUUUGAUUAAGAAAAAAGAAUUGCCGAAGUACAAGAAUUUCGCUAGCGAAUCCAAGGUGAAAAAGAGAGCAAGAAAGAAGAAGGCUGAACAGGAAGCUGCUGAAGCAGAAGAAAUGGCAGCUGAACUUGGAUUACACGAUAAAUCAGAGAAUGGAUUGCAUCAGCUGAUAUUAAAACGACAAAGUGAUCGAGCCAGUGCCAUGGAUGAUAUGCUAGCAGGUCUUGAAGCCAAGUAUCGCAAGCCAAAAGCUACGAAAAAACACAAGUCUACAGAAAAGUCAAAGAAGUAAAGCUUGUCUAAAGUUUAUUAGGAAAUAGUUGUAAUCAUAUGGCUACACCAAACAUUAAAUAUUUUGUCUAAUCACUCAUCACCAUUUUCUCAUAAUUUUGACAGUUGUAAACCGUCGAUAUACCGAUUCGAAUAAUGGACUGUGUUUCGUUUUAAUUUAUUAAACAGUAGUGCUAUAAUUGUUAUUUGGAUUGUUAAAAAUUUAUAAAUAAAAAUCACAUAUAAACUAAUAUUAAGAUAAAGCAAGAAUGGAAAAAUUUUGUUUGCAUCCUGAAUAUAGUGAAUAUUGUUUCAGAGAUCAUUUGAUAGAUAAAAUACCUGUAAUUACUGUUUUUAGAAUAUUUACUAGAUAGAGUUAAUUUGUGAGAUUGAGAAAAAAAUCUUUCAUAAAGCCAAUCAUGGGCAGUGUCUAUUAUUUGUGUUUACGAUAAGACAUUUGCAUUAUGGAAUUAUUAACUACGACUUGAACAGAAUCCUUUGCACACUUUCUUUUGUUCUGUUGAUUAUAACCAGUUAUUGUCUUUACCAUUCUCAUGAGGGAAACACAAAUUCAAAUAAGAAAGAAAAUUUGCAAAGCAUUAUGGUAUUGGGAGUCAAAAGACACCAUCAUGCAAAUGUCCUAUUGAUGCUAAUAAUGAACUUUCAUAGUUGUUUGCUUAUUAAAAAAUAUACAUACAUAUGUUUGAUUUAGUUGUCAGUAUAGUUGAACUCUAACUAUCAGAAAAUUUUAUUGUCAUACUUGAACAAGGUGGGGGCUUAAGCCCUUCCAUCCCCUCCAGCUCUUCCUCCCUUGUUUUGUCACCUUGGAGUUUUAAAUAAAUAGUUAAUUGGAAUGUA